AUGGUCGUUGUUGUUGAAGUUAGAGCUAAGAAAGUCGGCCCUGUGCCCAGGCGAGAACAGCGUAAAAAUAUUGAUGAAAUGACUGGCUUCCUCAGGUCGGUGCCUGACAUCAAGUGUGACUCGGAUAAAGGUGGUUGUUGCGUAUCGGGUGACUACAGCGCUGUUGUGUCGGCUCUGAAGGGCACCCGCGAAUACAUGAACUCGAAGAACCCAGGUAAGGGCGAUUUCCAGGAAAGUUUCGAGAUAAUCGCCCGAUCAACGGACGGUACACAAGAAAUGAAAGAGGCCCUUGAGGCGUUCAUCACUCCAACCUAUGGCGAAUCCCCGCCUAGUCAGCUCAAAGAGCUCAGCCGACGUGGAAGGUCUUCUUCGUCGGAUGGCAUCGUACAAGUGAUGCCCGAUAUCCCUGAGCGUAAACGUGUAUUCAGUUAUGACGGUUCGCAUGAGCAGAAGGAGUUCUACGAGGAGUGGCAUACUCAGUAUUAG
Molecule: messenger RNA, 486 nt
Organism: Perkinsus marinus ATCC 50983
Lineage: Eukaryota; Perkinsozoa; Perkinsida; Perkinsidae
Exons: 5
Coding region: 1-486 (161 amino acids)
Source: RefSeq, a predicted model, not a curated record